ACUCCAAGCCGCCAAUUGGUUUCGCUGAGAUCCUCGUGAAGAAACCUGGUGAUGAACCCACAGCCACCUGUGAUGGAACGACGACAAAUUAUACACGUUGAUGCGGUCGAAAAUGCGAGGCGAGACAACAGCCCGAGGCGUACAGCACAAAAGGCUGGCCCGAAGAAGCCGGGGCCCCCCACCCUCCAGUUCAUCAACACCGUCCACCCAAGCGAUGGUGUCACUCCCCGGAGCCUGACAUUGAUCAGAUCGCACGUGGCAAAACAUGGUCGUGCUCUUCAACGAGAACGAAAACAGCAGACACAGCCCGUUCCGCUGCUCCCGACGCAGCCCAUGACGGUGGAACUUCGCUCUGGACCUCCCCAAAUAGCCAAUCGUGGGCAACAGCAGCAAGAGGAUAAAGGACCCCAAGAGCACAAGUAUGAGCAGGUGGUACCACGCCCACACGACCAGAGCAAUAGGUUACGUUUGCGAAAAAAUAACUCAAAUAUCGAGCCGCGCAAGCUUGCCCCCAAAAACACGACCGACGGCACCACGGCAUUAGCCGCUCCCAACAAAGAGGAAGUGACCCUCGCUCGAGAAUGGGUUCCUAAUCCCAUACAGCUGAUAGGAGGCGCUCGGGGAGACGCUCAUCAAGGAUUCGCGAGGGCUCUCUCGAACAAUGAACAAUAUCUCUUCGACUUUUACUUUGACUAUGUCAUCAUGUACGGGUAUAAGGCUUGCCAUCACAAGGAAGAUGAUGCCGUUUUUGCUGCCGCCAUGAGGACUAUCUGGGUCCCCUUCGCCAUGACUGAGCCUAGCCUAAUGGCCGCAAUAUUCCAUGUGGCCUGCCGGAACUACGCCAGCAUCACUGAUAACACCAACACAGCCAAAUUCACGCUUCAAAAGCUGCAGUACCGCCAAAUGUGCCUCAACAUGGCAAUGCAAGCAAUCACCUCCCAGGACAUGGCUAGCGAUGCGACUAUUUCGCUAGCUCUGCUCAUGGCGACAGAAGCGUACUUCGAAGGGGAUGUUGAGGCUUUCUAUGCGCAUGGUAAAGGAAUCACCAAGAUGGUCAAGGCCCGAGGGGGUCUCAAGUCAUUAGGGCUGUCCGGGUUCCUGAGGAAACUUGUGGGAUGGUCACUAUACAAUCCAAGUAAUUAUAUAGUACUGGGUCCGGAAGAGCAGGAAUGA
This is a messenger RNA of Purpureocillium takamizusanense, 1173 nucleotides long. RefSeq lists its product as uncharacterized. The record is from RefSeq and is a predicted model, not a curated record. Bases 52 to 1173 code for a protein of 373 amino acids. NCBI's taxonomy places the organism in Eukaryota, Fungi, Ascomycota, Sordariomycetes, Hypocreales, Ophiocordycipitaceae. The transcript is spliced from 3 exons.